This is a messenger RNA of Siniperca chuatsi (mandarin fish), 2624 nucleotides long. Its product is annotated as XK-related protein 8-like. Gene Ontology annotation, biological process: apoptotic process involved in development; phosphatidylserine exposure on apoptotic cell surface; engulfment of apoptotic cell. Lineage: Eukaryota; Metazoa; Chordata; Actinopteri; Centrarchiformes; Sinipercidae. The record is from RefSeq and is a predicted model, not a curated record. Bases 276 to 1571 code for a protein of 431 amino acids. The transcript has 3 exons. Gene Ontology annotation, cellular component: plasma membrane.
AGUGACAAUACCAAAACUACAACAUAGAGGUUGUGUAAAUAUGAGUUAUAUGUAUGUAAACUGGUAGUGAUCAUAUUACUACAGUAUGCCUUUAAAUGUUAUGUAACCCCAAAGGAGGGUAAGUUUGUAGGAGGGGUUACACAGUAUUUAAACACUGAACUUUAGUUUAGUACUUUCAGUUGUCUUCUCUGAAGUUAGUGACGUGUAAACAGCUCUUUCUGAAAGUAUGUAGGCAGUUAAAGAGGAUAUGUGUUAACUUUAAAUUGACAGGCACGAUGGGUGUGUUCAAGUACUCCCCGGUGGACUUCCUCUUCACUUGCGUGGGUCUGGUGUUCUUACUGCUUGACAUAGUGCUGGAUAUAUUUGCCGCUGUGUCUUUCUACCAGGAAAAGGCCUACGUGUGCCUCUUUAUCCUGGUGCUGUUUCUUGUAGGCUCAUCUGUGCUUGUGCAGGCCUUCAGCUGGCUGUGGUAUAGCUACGAGAACUUCAACAGGGAGACAAAGGUUGAGAAAUGCCUGAGCCUGAGCCAGCUCAAGCUUCUCCAUGUACUGCAGCUGGGAAUCUACUUCAGGCACGCAGGUGUUGUGGAGAUCUCCGUAUGCAGCUUCUUCUCAGAGCACCAAACCCCCGAGGACUUCGCAGUGUACCUGAGCCAUGAUCUCAGCAUGCUGCGGCUCAUAGAGACGUUUUCAGAGAGCACCCCUCAGCUCGUCCUCAUGCUCACGAUCAUCCUGCAGCGGGGCCAGCUCGACCCUGUGACAGUGUUGAAGGCCGUUGGGUCAGCCUCAGCCAUCGCCUUUAGCGUGACCACGUACCACCGCUCCCUGCGCUCCUUCCUGCCCAACAAGGAGAAGCAGCAGAUGAGCUCAUCGGUGGUCUAUUUUUUCUGGAACCUGUUUGUCAUCUUGUCUCGCCUCACCGCCCUCGCCCUUUUCGCCUCCGUGCUGCCCUGCUACAUCUUCACCCACUUCUUUUGCUCUUGGAUGGUUUUAUUCUUCUUCGUCUGGCGAUCAAAGACUGAAUUCAUGGACAGCCCAUCCGGAGAAUGGCUUUACCGAGCCACUGUAGGCCUCAUUUGGUAUUUCGACUGGUUUAAUGUGGGCGACGGGAGGACGAGGUACAGGACUCUGCUCUAUCAUGGGUACAUACUGGCUGAUAUUUCCUUCCUCUGCAGUUUGUGGUGCUGGAAGAUGAGCACAGAAAUUCAACAAUGUCAUGCUAUAUUCAUUGCCGCCAGUGUUGUUGCAGUUUACCUCCUUGGUCUCUUAUUGAAAAUGAUAUAUUAUAUGUGCUACCAUCCAAAACUUUCCAAAGGGGAGUUGAAAGGGGACAGCACUGAAAUGUUCCUAACUGGACAGGGACCAACUAGGAGUCAAAUGUUUUCUGGAGAUGUGACAGUCUUUGCUAUGUCCUUAUCCGGGGACGUUGUCGACAACAUUCCUCAGUCCCUACUCACUAAUGACGACACAGACACAGAUGUUACAGAUCGCAGCCUCCCCAGUCCGCCAGCACCCGACAUCAAACGCUGCAAUAAAAGAAUGAGGAAGCUGGCCGAGAACUUCUACUCCUGACCUGCAUCACUUGACACCCACCAGACAUGGAGGUUAGCGAGGGACUGAGUCAUGCAGCCUAUUUAAUCACGUGGUUGUGUGGGAUAGAGGACUAUGACCUGCUCGCCGAUUAUCUGCAGAUACAACCUCAUAGGAGCACUUUCUUCAAUGUAUUAACUGGUGCUGCUGCUGUGUACCAACGCACAUAAAGUGCCAAUCAUUAUUUAAUUUGUUUUCCUUUUAAAGGAUAGGUUCACAUUUGUUCAAGUCUGUCUUAAUACAAUGCUUUUGUGCCCGUAUGUACAGUAAAUAGUUUUUGGUCGCUGUAAUUGUUCCUCCUGCUCAUACUGGCUGUGAAGACAUCCAUUCUUAAAGCUUUUCCAAUGUAAGAAAUGGGGUACAAAACCAACAGUCCUCUUUCUGUGCACUCCCCACUAUCUCAAAAGUAUUUAAAAUGGCUUACCAUUUAAAGUUUAAACCCUUAAGAUUUUCAUAUCAAAUCCCAUUUUUGAUACUAUUUACAGUCUGCAUUUUGUCUCCAAUAGCCAUUCAAUGUAAUAUCUCUCUAUACUGUUGUUUUUAUUGGUAGUGGUGGAGUCCGCUACUGGACAGCCUCACUGUUUACUGUUCGCUCUCUUUACACUGUCAGAGCUGCUUUACUGCUAAUGCAAACCCAACAUCUACUGCUACUUCCCCUUUUACAGUCACAGGAGUUAAGGUACGGUCACAUUACUAUUCUGUCCUUUUGAAGCUUCAGAUAAACUUUGGAAUUCAUGCUUACAUUUGAAUAGCAAUAGAUAAGGAUGUCUUUGGCCUGUAUGGACAGGAGGAAUGAUUUUUUUAGCGACCAAUAACUCUUUCCAUGUACAUAUGGACAAGUAUUGCAUUGGAUAAACCUUUCCUUUAACAGGUGCCCUGAUGGUUCUUCCAGUAUAGCAACAUUCCUUGUCAAGAACCUGACUUUACUGGAAAGGUUUUAAAGAUUAUAUUUAUAACAUAUGUUUACAUUGUUAUAUAACUAUUUUUUAAUCUAUCUUUGUACAUUAAUAAGUAAACAAAAACUUGAGUCUGAAA